This is a messenger RNA of Chelonus insularis, 1826 nucleotides long. RefSeq names its product Dihydrouridine synthase 1 (gene Dus1). Lineage: Eukaryota; Metazoa; Arthropoda; Insecta; Hymenoptera; Braconidae. The record is from RefSeq and is a predicted model, not a curated record. The coding region runs from base 288 to 1691 and encodes 467 amino acids. The transcript is spliced from 7 exons. Gene Ontology annotation, molecular function: tRNA dihydrouridine synthase activity; flavin adenine dinucleotide binding. Gene Ontology annotation, biological process: tRNA processing.
UGCACAUACAGCUGAGUGUGUUUACUUUUGAGUUAAAUGAUAAAAAAUAGUGUUGAUAGUCAAUUAAUUUGUAUUAUAAAUUUUUGUUAAUAAUAUAAAAUUUUUUAUUAUUAAAAACGAAGAAUUGAUUCAAGUAAUUAGGAUUUUACAUAUAUAAUAAAUAAAUAAAUAUUACAUAUUAUUGAUAAUAGUCAUAACUCUAUGUGGGAAAAUCUAUAAAUUCCAACCAUAUGUUUGUAGUAGGGACUCAAUGACAAGGAUGUCAACCACAGCUUGAAUCUUUGAUUAUGGCAGAAUCCAAAAAUAAAUUCAACUUUUGGAGAGAUGUUCUUGGUGCUCCACGUUAUAUAGUCGCCCCAAUGGUUGAUGCCAGUGAGCUUGCAUGGAGAUUAUUAUCACGGCGACAUGGUGCUCAAUUAUGUUACACACCAAUGCUGCACUCAUCAGUGUUUUGUCGAGAUCCAAAAUACAGGAAGGAAGCUUUAGCAAGCACAGCUGAGGAUCGACCAUUAAUUGUACAAUUUUGUGGAAAUGAUCCGGAUGUUUUAUUAGAAGCAGCUUUACUCGCUGAACCUUUUUGUGAUGCAAUUGAUAUUAAUAUUGGUUGUCCUCAAGCUAUUGCUAAACGUGGGCAUUAUGGAGCUUUUCUUCAAGACGAUUGGGAUCUAUUAGAAAAGAUAGUUAGCAAACUUAGUCAGAAUUUGCGUAUUCCAGUGACAUGUAAACUUAGAGUAUUUUCUGAAAUUGAAAAGACUGUAAGGUAUGCAAAAAUGUUAGAGGCAGCUGGUGCUAGUCUAUUAACUGUUCAUGGACGUACGAGGGAACAAAAAGGUCCUUUGACAGGUCUAGCAUCUUGGAAACAUAUAAAAGCUGUAAGAGAAGCUGUACAAAUACCCAUUUUUGCUAAUGGUAACAUUCAAUGUCUUCAAGAUGCUGAACAAUGUAUAAAAGAAACUAAUGCUCAUGGAGUUAUGUCAGCGGAAGGAAGUUUAUACAAUCCUUACAUUUUUGAAGGCCGCAAUCCGCCGAGUUGGGAACCAGCUGAAGAAUAUCUUGACCUAGUUGAACUCUAUCCAGCUCCACCUUCGUACAUCCGUGGACAUCUCUUCAAAAUAUUCCAACAUACACUUUGUUUAGCAGAAAAUGCUGAAGAACGAGCUAACCUUGCGAGAAAUUCAACAAUGGAAUCAUUUAGAGAUGUAGUUGCAAAAUUAAGAAAUCGAUAUUUGCCUUAUCAUGAAGGUAAACUUAUUUGGAACCCAGAAAAUAGAAGUACGGAUUAUAAUUUAGAGCUUCCACCAUGGCUGUGUCAACCUUACGUUAGAGAAUCACCUCAAGAGCAUAUUGAUAAAUUAGCUGCAAAAAAAAUCGAACUAGAAAAUGCAACAAAACGAGAAUUUCUUGAUGAAGAAGGGAAUAAAAUAUCUCGAAAAAGAUUAAAAAAGUUGAGACGCAUAUCACGACGUCCUAAUCGAUCCAUUCCAUCAGUCAGAAGAACCUCAGACUUAUGUAACUCUUGUCCAAAUCCUCUGGGCUCCAAGUGUGAAUACAAGCUCUGCCGUCAGUGCUGUAGGAACAAGUGCUUUAAUGAGAACCUAGAUUGUACAGGUCAUAGAAACUUAACAAAAACACGUCGACAAAUGGCAAUUCAAUUUACCCUUAAAAGAAAUGAUGCAAAAAGUUUGACAUGACAAAGGACUUGCUACAAAAUAUUUUAAAUAAAUAUUAUGUACAUAUGUAUUAAAAUCUUCCAACAUUAUUUAACUUGUAUUUUAUAUACAAGACGCCUAUAAUUCGAAUUUAUAAUAAAUAAUUAUUAUUUUACA